AUGAGGAGGGAAAACGGGGGUGCCCAGCGGAACACAGCCCAGUUAGGCACGGGGAGCCGCCAACAGCCCAACGCAGCCCAGGGGCCAGACAGGUGUGUGGGGAGGAAAGGCCGGACUCAAGGCCAGAAAGCAGAGCAGAUCACGGAGGGCCUACGGGCCAGACACGCAGACCCCGCGCUCACUGGACCGGACGGGCCGCCGGCAGCCCCAGCAGGCUCCCUGCAGGUGCGCCCGGAGCACGGGGGUGCGGACUCCGUUCCAGUCGCAUCCUGCCGACAGCCGAGUCCGGCCGGCUGGCUCCUCAGGAAAAGAAAACCAUAUUUCAUGGCAGAGGACAGAGCUCCGGGGCCCAUCCUGAAGCCGCCGGUAUUUCGUGUUGAUGACAGCACACCCGAAGUGGUGCAGAGUGUCCUGCUGGAGCGUGAGUGGGACAAGUGCGAUAAAGGAGAGCACAACGUGGAGGACUGGAACCUGUACUGGAGGACCUCCUCCUUCCGGAUGACCGAGCGCAGCAACAUCAAGCCGGGGCAACACCUCAACCACCACCCGGGCACCGCCAAGCUCACCAGGAAGGACCAUCUGGCCAAACACCUGAAGCACAUGAAGAAGAUGUACGGCACGCCCCUGUACGAGUUCAUCCCCCUGACAUUCAUCAUGCCCAAGGACUACAAGUUUGUGGCCGAGUACUUUAGGGAGAAGCACGUGCUGGGCGCCAAGCACAGCUACUGGAUUUGCAAGCCUGCCAAACUCUCUCGCGGGCGGGGCGUCAUCAUUUUCAGUGACAUUAAAGACUUAAUCUUUGAUGAUACAUACGUAGUACAGGACUAUAUCUGCAACCCUCUCCUUGUGGGCAGAUAGAAAUGUGACCUCCGCAUCUACAUUUGUGUCACCGGCUUUAAGCCUUUGACCAUUUAUAUUGAUCAAGAAGGGCUAGUGCGGUUUGCCACGGAAAAGUCUGACCUCACUAAUGUGCAGAAAAAUUAUGCCCAUUUGGCCAACAGCAGCAUCAAUAAAUCUGGGGUCUCGUAUGAGAAAAUCAAAGAAGUGAUUGGUCACGGCUGCAAGUGGACCCUCAGCAGAUUCUUCUCCUACCUUCGCAGUUGGGAUGUGGACGAUCUGCUUUUGUGGCAGAAAAUCAACCACAUGGUUAUUCUCACGGUGCUCGCCGUUGCUCCCUCGGUCCCCUUCGCGACCAACUGCUUUGAGCUCUCUGGGUUUGACGUUUUGAAUGAUGAAAACUUGAAACCGUGGCUUCUAGAGGUCAACUUCAGCCCCGCCCUGUCCGUAGAUUGUUCGGCGGACGUAUCAGUGAAGAGGAAGCUUAUCCAUGACACCACUGAGCUGAUUUACUUGCAGGGUCUAAGAAACGAGGCCAGAUGUCGUGACGGUGUUGAGGGGAGCCGCAGCGUCUCCCUCGCCAAGCCGGACGCGGGGAGACUCAGCAAGGCUUGUAGCACUCUGUCCCGUGAGUCCCUUUCACAGCUCACAGGUAAGACAUUUAAGGAUGAAUCUGCUGUGAAGAAAGCCGUAAAAACACGCCCUGAAAACAAACAUGCCUCCCAGCCAAGGGAAAUGACGAGCAGGAAGAAGGGCCUACUUCUGUCAACAAAAGAACCCCCCAAAACCAAGCCAAAGCUAAAGGGUAGACACCUGACCCAUAAGACGCUCUUUCCAUUCAUGUCACUCAUUCAGUCGUGUGUGGGCAAGACCAGCAUCUCCCCGUGCGUCCCCUCGGACAACAGCAAGGUGCCAGAUCUCCAAGCAGGGAACUUUGUGCUCAUUUUUCCUUUCAAUGAAGCUACUUUUGGAGUUUCUAGGAAUGGAUUAAAUGUCCAAAGAAUAAUCCAGGAGCUCCAGAAACUAAUGAAUAAGCAACAUCCCCACCUGGUGGAAAAGGGAGCAAAGAGAAGGUGAAAGGGUUUCGGGGAAACCAGGGAUUCCUUUGCCAGGGACAGCAAUGGCUCAGCCCUUGACCUCUGCAUGCAGCACAUCGACCACGUCACUGGGACCCCUGAGUGGCUGCGUAUGUAAAUAUAGCGACUCUGCAAAUUUGGACACGUUCAGGCGGGGA
Molecule: messenger RNA, 2071 nt
Organism: Zalophus californianus (California sea lion)
Lineage: Eukaryota; Metazoa; Chordata; Mammalia; Carnivora; Otariidae
Gene: TTLL2
Product: tubulin tyrosine ligase like 2
Biological process (GO): protein polyglutamylation; microtubule cytoskeleton organization
Cellular component (GO): cilium
Molecular function (GO): tubulin binding; tubulin-glutamic acid ligase activity
Source: RefSeq, a predicted model, not a curated record